AUGGCUGUUAUGGAGCAAACGGUGAAUAAGAUCAAGAACUCUGCCUUCUACGAUGGCGAACAGCAGUGGGACCCGUUUCUGACAGCGGAGAACAUCGUGGACCACGAUAGGUUCUUGACCUACUGUCCGCAGAAGCAAGUCGCAAUCAUCAGAGCCGCGGCAGGAAUUCCAUCUUAUCUGAACCAGUACCCAGUUCGUCUAGAAUUCUUGACUGCAAAUAGGUGUAUCCGCUCAGCAUGGACGAGGUGGCAUGCUGCCUACUUAGCGGCAAAUGUAGACGCUCCGGACAGGGCUCAGGUUGACAUACCGAUUUUUCUCGUCCAUCAUGAAAACAUGAAGCCGUACUUGGUCAAUCAAAUAACCACACUCAUUUCGGAUUACAACGACAAGGUGAAUGGUAAAGCUGGUGGAGCCCCUCUCGUUGACUUGUCGUUUUAUAUCUUGAUGGACAACAACCAAGUACUGAAUGCACGAGGAGAGCCUUUGAACACGCCCGCAGCUGUCUACACAAGGCAGCAGCCCGCCGUCAGCAAACAGGAUCUGACCAAUCAGGUUCUCAACCAGAUACCUGAUGUUAUGCUGGCCCACCUGGGGGUUUACUACCAGAAGGCUCUGGGGGCAGCUGAAAGCCCGCCGCUCGCUGCGUCGCUGGACCUCGCGCGUAUGCUGUCGCUCGCCGAUACUCUGCUGGCCGUCGCCAUGCCGCAGACUCCCGCCGUCGCCGUUGACCCACCUGCCUAG
This is a messenger RNA of Fomitopsis serialis, 741 nucleotides long. RefSeq lists its product as uncharacterized. The transcript has 8 exons. Bases 1 to 741 code for a protein of 246 amino acids. NCBI's taxonomy places the organism in Eukaryota, Fungi, Basidiomycota, Agaricomycetes, Polyporales, Fomitopsidaceae. The record is from RefSeq and is a predicted model, not a curated record.